Messenger RNA from Oldenlandia corymbosa var. corymbosa, 2450 nucleotides. Lineage: Eukaryota; Viridiplantae; Streptophyta; Magnoliopsida; Gentianales; Rubiaceae. The record is from the annotation of a GenBank genome assembly.
CAUCUCUUUUGGUCCGUCAGAUCAUAUCCAAUCCAACGGUCCACACAUCACCACUUCCCAGUCUUUCCUAAUUCUUCCUCCCCCACUCUACUGUCUCCCAAAACCUCCCGCUCUUUUUUUCUCUGCAUUUCUUCUUACACUCCACAGAAAAAAGUCUAUCCAAUUUCUCUGAAUAUUUAAAUCGGAUCCCGUUUUCUUUGGGGACCCUUUUUCAGCCUUCAAUUUUGGUCUUGUUUGAUUCUUUUUUUUUUUGCCCCUGUUAAUUGUAAGAAAAAGAAGGAAGAGAAAUGCAAGAACAAGCUACGAGUUCCAUAGCUGCAAGCUCAAGACCUUCCAGCAGUGAAAGAUCUUCUAGUUCUGCCCUUCACGUUGAAGUCAAAGAAGGUUCUUCUUCUGUCUUGCCCUGCUAUGAAGUUCCCAUCUUUGCUUCUACAAUGAGGGUGCUUUGUGAAAUUGAGCUUCUGAAAGUGAUCACUGUUUUCUGGGGAUUUUUCUGCAAGGAUUUUUUUUUCUCCUUUUUUUAACUUCCCUUUCUCGAAUUUUGAGAUUCCAGAAUCAACUUUUAAGUUUUGGGUUUCGAUGAGUUUGAUGGUUUCCCUUGGACAACGCGAAUUAUUAUUUUUUAAAAAGGAAGAAAAUAUCUGGGAUUUGUUUAGUUCAUUCUGGGUGAAUUUGGUACGGAAAGAUUAAAUUUUUAUCCUUCUGGAGUUUUCGAGGAGUUUUAUGACUUUCCCUUGAGAAUGUGGUGUUUCUUUUUUUGGAAGAAGAAUCAUUUAUUGAAUGGUUGAAUGUUUUUUUGUUUUUGUUUUUCUGGGUUUGAAGUAGUGACAUAAUUUGUCGAUGUUUUUUAUACUUUCCCUGUUUAUGUAUGCUCUUUAAGGAAUGGAAAGUGAUGACGAGAUUCGAAGAGUCCCUGAGAUCGGAGGGGAAUUAGCCGUAGUAUCGGCUUCUGGUAGAGAUGGCGGCUCAGUUGCCGGCCCUGUUCAGCCGUCCACUGCCGGCUCGAGAAAGAGAGGGAGAAGCCCAGCUGAUAAAGAAAACAAGAGAUUGAAGAGGUUGUUGAGGAAUAGAGUGUCAGCGCAGCAAGCAAGGGAGAGGAAAAAGGCGUAUUUGAUUGACUUGGAGGCUCGGGUUAAAGAGCUCGAAACAAAAAAUGCUGAGCUAGAAGAGAGGCUCUCCACGUUGCAAAAUGAAAACCAGAUGCUUAGACAUAUAUUGAAGAACACAACGGCUGGUGCACAGGAUGGGAGAAAGUAGUAGCUUUGUUAAAAGAGGAGAAAGAGAAAUGAAAAUAUAUUUCAUGGAUCUCCUCACUGUACCCUAGAUAUACCAUUAUGGAUAUGGUGAUACUAGAUGAAUUAUGGAUCAGAAAUAGGUAUCAGUUGUAGAGCUCCUAAUUAAUGCUCACUCGGCCUAGGGUUCUCGGUCUCAGUCAGACCUAUUUCCUUAAAGUUUGCAGUGUCCUCAACUUCUAUGGCAUGCCGCCGCCUAGUUCUUCUUCAACCAUUUGUGUAUUAUUGAAUUGAUGAUGGCAAAUUGGUAAUGGUAAGUGGCUUGAUGAUACCGGAUAAUGUACUAGAUGUUUAAAGAUACCAGAGAAUCAGAGAUGAAGAAUGUGAUUGAUUCUUCUUGAGACUUGGAUUGGAUGGAGUACGAUGAAUGGGAACUGAUUUAGAGGCAUUGGAUUUUUGCUAGAUCUUUUAAAUAAGGCAAGGUAAUGUGAGCGUAAUAUGUUGGUGCUAUAUUUCAAGGCAUUUGAUUACCAUUAAUUUUAUGCGAAAAAAUGGGAAGAGUUUUAUUUAUCGAAAUAAGAUAGUAAAAACAUCUAAUGAUAGCACAUUAUUAUUUUGGGACGGAGAAAGUAUUAUAGUAGUAUAUGUUUAAUUUUUGAAGUAUUGUCAUUAUUGUUUAAGCGGGGAGCGUAAAUGUCACUAUUAAUGAUGGCCAUAAUAAUUAGUGUUUCAGGAAACGUAAAUUUGGGGAAAGUUGUGUGUCCUCGUAGAUCAAUAAAUUCACCAUUCGAAGGUCUUGUUUAUGGAAUACUAUGAGAUGGACGUUAUUUUUAAAAUUCACAUUUGAGAUAUAUUUAGAAUUCUUUUAUACGUUAAUUUUAAAAUUCACAUUGGAGAUGUAUUAAGAUUUUCUUUUUUGUACUUAUACAAAUCAUCUAUUGAUACUGGUUUUUUUUUUAUUCCUAUAAUAAAUUUAUAAGUUUCCCAAUUUUUUCAAAUGUAGUUUGUGAUCAUGAUGUAAACUGUUUUGAUUCCUUGUUCCCACCGGCCUAGUAAAAAGUUGGUAGUGCUACAUCAAAGUCCACGGGUGGCUGUCGGCAGUCCGGCCACUGGCCGCCGCUGGCGACACUCCAUGGCAAACUUAGAUUAAUUGCUUACGUUUGCUUCUUUUCUUUCCCUUGAUAAUCCAAAUUGUAUACAUUUCCUUAAUUUUUGAAC